AUGAGUUACAUUCUUGUAUUUCAAGUGAAACCCAAUGUUGAAUCAUUGAAUCCAACCAAUCAACUUUCAUGUGUGAUCGGCCAAGACACUCAAUUGACGUGGAAGUUCACUGGUAUUGAGAAGCCUCACGUAUCAUGGCUGUUCAAUGAACAAACAUUGCAGAAAAACGAUCGAUUUCAAGUGACAGAAAGUAAUGACGGGACAUCAACACUGUCUAUUCGUAACGCGAACUUCGUGGAUAGUGGUAUCUAUACUGCUCGUGCAACAAAUAGCGUCGGUGAAGCUGAAGCAAAAACCACAUUGUCUGUUGUUGGUAUUAAACCAGUCAUCAAAAUCGACCUCAAUGAACAAUUGAAAGUUGUGAAAGGAGAAAGAGUUAUUUUGAAUUUGGUUGCUUUUGGAACUCCGAAGCCGGAAAUCGUUUGGAUGAAAGGUUAUAGUCAAGUGACAUCCAAUAACCGCAUUGGUAUAAGUUCAACAGCGAAUAACUCUGAUGAAACAUAUACUCUGAUAAUUGAAAAGGUUGAAGUCGAAGACGAAGGCGAAUAUUCAGUCGUAGUGAAAAAUAGUGCAGGGUCAGUGAACUCAAGAAGAUGUAAAAUGGCUGUCACUGGUGAGUACCAGACCUGUUUUGUGUUGCUAUCAUACGAGGAGUACUUUUUAUCUGCCGUUUUACUAUUUGCAAAUGAUAAUGGUGGUUCGUCAGUUGAAUAUUUCCUGAAUAGGUGCCAGCAAUGACUUUUGUGAUGCUUUAUGGAUCAUUCUGUAUCUUCGACAGGUGGUUGACCUUCAGCAGUUACCAACUUUUCUCUUUGGAAUUGACUCAUAUAGAAUGAAAAAGUGAUCGAACCCGAUCAUUGGUCGGGUGUUCAGUGGCAUCCUGUCACACCUGUUUCCGGUUGAAUGACGUUCCAUCACUUGUCUCCGCUUGAAAAUAUCUCAUAGCAGCAAAUAUUUUGAAUUUUAUGUCUGUAGUGGCAUAAACUCUAUUAAGUCACAGAAACUACCGGAAAUUUGGAAGGACAAAGAAGCUAGUGUAAUGAUUGCAGUUGAAAGAAGAAUUGGUCUUUUAGAACUCUAGGAUAUGGGAGUCUCAUGAAGUGACAAAAACGUCAUAAUAUUUAGGUUACAAAUCUUGCUUCUUCUCAACUAUUGUGUCUGUCUAAGGCUUAAAGUUUCUAUUCUGUCUCUAGACUUCGUCACUCCCUUUUGGAAUUCAAAUACUGCAGAACUACUUAGUGCCACCUUGUUGAUCAUCAGAUUGGGUCUCGUGUAUCGGUCUCCUCAAAUGAUUACCGAUGUAGAUGCUAUCAGAUUGCUCGCUUAAAACAUUAAUAUUACUAAUCCGUAUCAGACCAUACAAAUAUGUAGCAUUUCCUCAGAUGCCCAUCAGAAAGUGAUGCAUUUAUGCAAUCAACUGUUAUGAGGAUGUAAAGAAAAGUAAAAGUAUGUCAGAAAAAUGCCUCGACUAUGAAAUAUUUCUCUGUAGUUCAAGCGUCAUGUCAUGAGAAAGACGUUAGGAUGUGGUUACAUUAUAAAAAAAUCUCUUUUCCACUGAACUAUUUUUCAGGUUCCAGAGUGGCUAAGAAACUUCUAUGGGUUCUUCAAAUGGAUAUACGCGUGGAACCUUUGCUAAAAAACCUUUUCAAGAUCAGUAGGACUCAAAAACAUUCCGUGGGGAAAAGAAAAAGACAUCCAAGGUGGAAACGC
Rotaria sp. Silwood2 is the source of this 1710-nucleotide messenger RNA. The record is from the annotation of a GenBank genome assembly. NCBI's taxonomy places the organism in Eukaryota, Metazoa, Rotifera, Eurotatoria, Philodinida, Philodinidae.